AUGUUACAUCAUAAGUCACUCCCUUUCCGCAAACUAGCGGUAGCGGUAGUGAGAAGGUUAAUGGCAGGCACGGGCGCCCUAGAUCCACUUCUUCCGCGGAGCGUUGACUCGGCCGCCAUGGCACGCUCCGCUGGCCGGGGGCGCUGGGCCAACAGAGUGACGCGCGAAAUGUUCCGGGGAUAUGACACGCGGGCAAGAACCCCUCCCUGCGCACAGCCCAAUGUUGCCUCCGCGUUUGCCUGCGUUUCG
This is a messenger RNA of Iphiclides podalirius (scarce swallowtail), 249 nucleotides long. The record is from the annotation of a GenBank genome assembly. NCBI's taxonomy places the organism in Eukaryota, Metazoa, Arthropoda, Insecta, Lepidoptera, Papilionidae.